GUGUGUGUAAGUGUACCGCGCGCGAUACUUGCGCACGCAAGACGCCCACGGGCCGACAACACCGAAAGGGGGGUUUGGCCGCCAGUUCCGCCCCGGCGCCAGUGCGAAGUGCGUGCGAGUGCGUGCGGCAUGUCGCUGCUGUUUCCUUAGCCUCGAAGAGGUAGUAACAACAUCAACAUACACGAGAGAUCUGCAGGUCGUCCGUGUCGUUAACCAGAAAGACAGACAGACAGAGAGAGAGACGUAGGUUCGGAACAGAAGUAAGGAAAUAUAGACAUGGAGAUCGUCGGCAGCAACGCAACCGUGUCCGCGAACGGAGGAGGAGGAGGAGGUCGUGUUGUAGAAGAUGGAAUCCUGUCCAUCAAUUGCAGCAAUGGUCUGAUGCUUCCAUGCUGGACACCGCUCGUGGAUGUGUCCGUGUUCGAGAAGAUCUGUCGAGGAUCGGUUUAUUUCUUCGCGCUGGUCUACCUCUUCAUCGGCGUCUCCAUCAUAUCGGACCGCUUCAUGGCGGCUAUAGAAGUGAUCACAUCCCAGGAGAAGGAGGUGGCGGUGCGAAAGAGCAACGGCGACCGGCAAAUCGUCGUCGUGCGCGUGUGGAACGAGACGGUGGCAAAUCUUACGCUGAUGGCUUUGGGGUCGAGCGCUCCCGAAAUCCUCCUCUCCGUCAUCGAGAUCUGGGCAAAGGACUUUGAGGCAGGCGACCUGGGACCUGGCACCAUCGUCGGCUCCGCAGCCUACAAUCUGUUCGUGAUCAUUGCGCUCUGCGUCUCGGUCAUACCCAAUGGUGAGGUACGAAAGAUCAAGCAUCUUCGAGUGUUCUUCGUGACGGCUACGUGGUCAGUAUUCGCGUACGUGUGGCUCUACCUUAUAUUGGCCGUCAUCUCGCCGAACGUCGUCGAGAUCUGGGAGAGCGUACUGACCUUCCUCUUCUUUCCGGCGACGGUGUUGACGGCGUACGCAGCUGAUCGCCGGAUGUACAAGUACGUGCGGAAGGACUACAGGAUGAACGCACGCGGUGUCAUCGUGCAGGCGGAGGCCCUCGAGAUGGGCAACACCGAUCACCUGAUGGGUUACGACGACGUGCACGAGGAGAUCAAGCAAGAGUACAUCGUGACGCUGAAGCAAUUGCGAGGCCAACAUCCGUCCUGCGAUCUGGAGUCGCUCGAGAGGAUGGCGCACGAGCUGCUGCUGAACAGGGGACCGAAAUCGCGCGCCUUCUAUCGGAUCCAGGCGACCAGGAAGCUGAUGGGCAGCGGUGAUCUGCUGAAAAGGAUAUCGGAGAGGGCGCAGAGCGAUCUGAGCGAGGUCAAGGCAGAGCUGAGACGCGAGUCCGGUGUCGCCGAGUUCGUGCCGUCCGGCUGUCGAGUAUACUUCGAGCCGGCCACCUACACCGUGCUCGAGAGUUGCGGCCGCUUCGACGUGCGUGUCGCUCGGUCCGGUGAUCUGGACGCACCGCUCGCCGUCGAGUACUGCACGGAGGAUGGAACAGCGACGGCGGGCAGCGAUUACGUCGCCGCCAAAGGGACGCUGCACUUCGGACCUGGCGACAAGGAGAAACGGCUCACGCUCGAGGUCAUCGACGACGACGUCUUCGAGGCGGACGAGCACUUUUACGUGCGGUUGAAGGGAUCGCAGCCGGCCAAUUCGCUCGGUUCGCCGACCCUCGCGACCGUCGUCAUCCUUGACGACGAUCACGGCGGUGUCUUCAAAUUCGCUCAGCGCGAUUACGAGCUCGUCGAGAGUGUCGGCACGUACGAGUUGGCCGUGCAGCGGUGCUCCGGUGCCCGAGGUCGUGUCAUCAUACCCUACUGGACGCAAGACGGCACCGCCAAGAACGGCAAAGAGUACGAGCAGACCGAAGGUCAUCUCAUCUUCGAGAACAAUGAAUCAGAAAAAAGCAUUUUCAUUACGAUCAUCAAAGAGGAUAGUUACGAGAAGGACGUGCUGUUCUACGUGGAGCUGGGCGAGCCGCAGAUGUCUGGUGAUGCAAUAGCCAGUUUAGCGGCGGCUGCCGAACGGAAGAAGCCGGAGGACCGCACAGAAGCGGAGAGGAUCGCCAUUCUGGGUAAACCCAGGUUGGGCGACAUCACCAAAGCGCAGCUGCGCGUACGCGAGAGCAGAGAGUUCAAGAAUACCGUUGAUAAGCUGGUACAGAGGGCAAACGCUUCGCUACUGAUCGGCACGAAUUCGUGGAAGGAGCAGUUCGUGGAGGCGUUGACGGUUAGUGCGAGCGAUGACUCCGAGGAGAAGGCGCCCAACUGCUUCGAUUAUUUCCUGCACGUCGUCACGCUCUUCUGGAAGCUGGUGUUCGCCUGCGUUCCGCCAACCGGUAUGUUCAAGGGAUACCUGUGCUUCGUCGUGUCCAUCCUUUGCAUCGGUGUCGUCACGGCAAUCAUCGGCGACGUUGCCUCUCAUUUCGGCGCGACCCUCGGCAUCAAGGACUCGGUGACGGCCAUCCUGUUCGUCGCCUUGGGAACCAGCAUACCAGAUACUUUUGCAUCAAAGGUGGCCGCCAUCCAGGAUAAAUACGCGGACGCCAGCGUCGGUAACGUGACCGGAAGCAACGCGGUGAACGUCUUCUUGGGUAUCGGAGUCGCCUGGUCCAUAGCAGCCUUCUAUCAUGCGGCGCACGGCAGACCGUUCAAGGUCGAUCCCGGAAAUUUGGCGUUCUCGGUAACGAUCUUCUGCACGAUGGCGGUGAUCACCAUCUGCGUGCUGUUCAUAAGGCGAGCGAGGGUGGUGGGCGGUGAGCUCGGUGGCCCCACCUGUCUGAAGUACCUGACAUCUGCCUUCCUCUUCUCCCUCUGGGUCAUCUAUCUGCUGCUUUCCACUCUGGAGGUGUACAAAGUCAUCAAGGGCUUCUAAGACUCGUCGACACGACCUCCACCCACACGAAAGAUGAAGAAGAAGAAGAAGAAGAGCUGAAGCAGAAGCAAGUUAAGGAAACGCUGAAGGAAAAAAAAGAAUCCCUAGGGGGAAACAAAAACAUACACACACACACUCACUCAUACAAAUCAUUCAGUUACUACUACUACUACUACUGCUGCUACUUGACUUGCAAAGUACUUAAUCUCUUUCCGUGGUGGACGGUGCAACUUUUCGUUCGUUCUUUAUGAACAAACAAAAUUAUACAACAAAAACACACAUUCACAGCACCUCCUCUUUCCUUUUCUCUCUUUUCGUUUUAAUAUACAAACAUACACCACAUACAUUUAUUUAU
Nicrophorus vespilloides is the source of this 3220-nucleotide messenger RNA. It is a transcript of the gene Calx, whose product is annotated as sodium/calcium exchanger 1. The record is from RefSeq and is a predicted model, not a curated record. Gene Ontology annotation, molecular function: calcium:sodium antiporter activity. Bases 277 to 2865 code for a protein of 862 amino acids. Gene Ontology annotation, biological process: cell communication; sodium ion transmembrane transport; calcium ion import across plasma membrane. Gene Ontology annotation, cellular component: axon; sarcolemma; postsynapse. The transcript has 7 exons. Lineage: Eukaryota; Metazoa; Arthropoda; Insecta; Coleoptera; Silphidae.